Messenger RNA from Drosophila busckii, 571 nucleotides. Its product is annotated as putative gamma-glutamylcyclotransferase CG2811. The transcript has 3 exons. Gene Ontology annotation, molecular function: gamma-glutamylaminecyclotransferase activity. NCBI's taxonomy places the organism in Eukaryota, Metazoa, Arthropoda, Insecta, Diptera, Drosophilidae. The record is from RefSeq and is a predicted model, not a curated record. Bases 49 to 522 code for a protein of 157 amino acids.
GACAACGGCCUAUUAUAUUUUUAGUUUUUUUUUUUUUUUACAAUUAACAUGAGUGCUAGCUUAUCACAUCAACUGAAACGUGUAUUUGUCUAUGGAACGCUAAAGAGGAACGAACCUAAUCACCAUUGGUUAACAAAUAAAGAGAAUGGCGUAUCCAGAUUUGUUGCCAAGGGCAGUACCUUGAUAAAAUUUCCGUUGGUCAUUGGGACGCGCUAUAAUAUACCCUUUUUGUUGAACAAACCCGGCGUAGGACACCAUAUAGAGGGUGAGAUCUACGAUGUGGAUGAACUAAUGUUCUCCAAAUUGGAUGAGCUGGAGGAAUAUCCCAACUAUUAUGAUCGCGAACAGCAGACUAUAGUAACGGAACAAAAUAACCAAUUUCAAUGCUGGUUGUAUUUGAUACGAAAGUAUCCGGAACGGUUGUUAGAAAAGCCGUUACUGAGCUCUUACCACAAUACGGAGGAGCAGGCAUAUAGCGAGAGUUAUGCGGACAGCCGACCUGAGGAUCUGUUUGAGAAUUAAAUUUGUUUAUACACGGAUAUUCAACGCAUGGCUAUUAUUCAUAAACUGU